CUGGAAAGAGAGCAUGCAACUGAAUUGAUGCAGACCGCUCUGGGAAGCCACCCAUCGCAUCACUUGUAAGCCACCAUCGAGUGAUGAGCAAAUACUAUAAAUACCAGGAGCCAUCGCCUAUUCAUUGAACGUGAUUUUAGAGUGAAAACAUUCGUCGACCCAAUUUUAUCGUGGUCAUGAUGUUCACCGCAACUUAUCGCAAUCUUUCAUAUGUGCUCUUGUUAUACCUGAGCUUCACCACCUUCCUAUUCCAGACAGUAUCAUGCCUCGCCGUCCGUUCACCUGAAGAUGACUCCAACGAUAGCCAGAGAGAUAACAUCAAACGAGCUGACUCUGGUGAUAUCUACUUACUCGGUGUUGGAAAGGCUGACGUUACUGGACCUGUCGUCGAGCUCAAUCUCAUGGGAUAUGCCGACCUCGGGCAGAUAGGAACAGGCUUGCGCCAACGACUCUACUCUCGGGCUUUCAUCGUGGGUAGUCCAGAUGAACCCAAAGAACGCUUUGUCUACUUGGUCUUAGACACCCAAUCUGGUGAUACGGCUAUUCGCAGAGGUAUCCUCGAAGGCAUCGCGGCUCUUGGGUCGGAGUACUCAGUCUACACGUCUGAUAAUGUCGCUGUUACCGGAACACAUUCGCACGCAGGACCAGCAGGUUGGAAUAACUACCUCAUGCCUCAGAUCUCUGCUCUGGGAUUCAAUCAGCAGGCAUACCAGGCUAUCGUUGAUGGUGCUGUUCUUUCAGUGAAGCGGGCGCAUGAGAAUCUUGCCAAAGGACGCCUGAGCGUAGGCAAGAUUCGCAUCGAAGACGUCAACAUCAAUCGAAGUCUCUAUGCCUACCAAGCGAAUCCAAAGUCUGAGAGAGAUAAGUACCAGGAUGAGGUCGACAAGGAAUUAACUAUGCUCAAGUUCACUCGCGAACAAGACAACAAAGUCACCGGAGUCUUAACAUGGUUCUCAGUCCACGGUACAAGUCUUUACAUGAACAACACUCUUGUCGCUGGUGACAACAAGGGUGUGAGUGCCUAUCUUCUUGAGCAGGCUGUUCGCGGUACCAACGGAGCUACUGAUGACUUCGUGGCUGGCUUUUCUCAAGCUGCUGUCGCUGACACUACGCCAAAUGUCGAAGGAGCCUGGUGUGAAGAUGGUUCAGGAAAGCAGUGCGACUUCAAGGACGCAACAUGCGGUGGCAAGAUAGAGACUUGCCACGGAAGAGGUCCUUUCUGGGGCUUGAAUGAUGGAGGUACCAAGUCGUGCUGGGAAAUCGGUCGUCGAGUCUUCAAGCAGGCUGAUAAAUUGUACAGCCAGAUGCAAGGCGGAGAUGGUGUCGCGGUUACGGGGAGGAGUGUUCUUGGAUAUCACUCAUUCCAGGACUUUUCCAACUUCACCUUUCAGCUACCCAACGGUUCGUCAGCAAAGACAUGUGCAGCGGCAUUUGGAUACUCAUUCGCCGCUGGAACUACAGAUGGGCCUGGUUACUUCGACUUUAAGCAGGGUGAUUCUGGAACUCCGGAUGCCAGUCCCUUUUGGGCUCUUGUGUCAAAGUUCUUACGCAACCCUACAAAGGAGCAAGUGGCAUGCCAGUCACCCAAGCCAAUUCUCAUCGACGCUGGUGAAAUCACACUGCCUUAUGCUUGGGCUCCCAAUAUUGUUGAUGUUCAGAUGCUACGUGUCGGUAAUUUCUUCAUCAUUGUUUCAGCACCUGAGCUUACGACCAUGUCAUCGCGACGUUGGCGCAAGAGCAUAAGUGAUGAGAUCAAAGACAGGGGUGGUGUUGGGAGUGAUCCUAUUGUUGUGGCUGGUGGGCCAGGCAAUACUUACGCGCACUACUGCACUACACCUGAAGAGUAUGAUAUCCAGCGCUACGAAGGUGGCUCAACUGUCCAUGGACGCCAUAGCCUCGAUGCUUACAUCAACUUGACUUCGACUUAUCUCGGGUAUCUCCUCCAGGAAAAGGGCGCCACGAAGCCGCCUGCUGGUCCAGCUGCGCCUGAUAAUCGAAAGAAUUCCAUCUCUCUCACCACAGGCGUUGUUUACGAUAACCCCAAGGUCGGCACCAAGUUUGGCGACGUUAUCAAAGACGUGAGCAAGUCAAAGUUUGCUAUCGGCGAUACCAUCAACGCUACAUUUGUGGGAGCCAAUCCACGCAACAAUCUCCACCUCGAGUCUACAUAUGCAGCAGUGGAGAAAAAGGUCGAUUCGAAGUGGGUUCAGGUUCGAACUGAUGAGGAUUGGGAUCUUGUCUUUGAAUGGAAGAGGCUUGAUGGUCUGCUUGGGUCUAGUGAGGUGGCUAUCACUUGGGAGACGGGAUGGCAGGAUGCUAAGGAUAUUGGUGCUGGGACAUACAGAUUGAGUUAUUAUGGAGAUAGCAAGGCUCCUAUUACGGGUAAGAUUAAUGCGUUUACGGGUAGGAGUAGUGAGUUCACUAUUGCUUAGGUCUCUUGGCCAGUACAUAAUUAGGUCAGAUCAAGUUGAUGAUGCUUUGCCUUUCACCAAUAAGGUUUAUACGCGAAGGGGAAAAUGUUGAUUGGCCAGGCCAGUAUGUCUAUGAAUUAUAGUUUGAGCACACAGACGGAUGCUUUGCCAGAUGUAGAAAGCUCCUCGCCAUCACAAAUGGUAUAACACAUGUCGUUCUGACGUCGGUGGAAGUGGCGAGAAAACAGUAUGAGGC
Fusarium redolens is the source of this 2667-nucleotide messenger RNA. Its product is annotated as Neutral/alkaline nonlysosomal ceramidase. The transcript has a single exon. Gene Ontology annotation, cellular component: extracellular region. NCBI's taxonomy places the organism in Eukaryota, Fungi, Ascomycota, Sordariomycetes, Hypocreales, Nectriaceae. Gene Ontology annotation, biological process: ceramide catabolic process; long-chain fatty acid biosynthetic process; sphingosine biosynthetic process. Bases 177 to 2432 code for a protein of 751 amino acids. Gene Ontology annotation, molecular function: N-acylsphingosine amidohydrolase activity. The record is from RefSeq and is a predicted model, not a curated record.